GCAGGAAAGUCUAAUACACCGUCUUAGCUUAUACUUUACACCAGUAAAACUGAUACCUGUCAAAAAAAUGCUCGCUGACAUUCUCACUUUAGCGACUACCACCGCAGCAGCAACAAUUCCAAGAAAUGCGGCAACACCAUCCGCAGAUUAUAUCUGGGAUAUCCUGAAGUGGCAAGCUGGGCAGUCUCAUGGCGCCCCAACUGCGCCGCUGACAGCACACUGUCACGAGAAUCCUGACACACACUACUACUUCAAUGUAUUUGCAUCCGAGUACGGUUACGGGCCGACACGGGUCCCGGGCUUCUUCGUACAUUGCGCUGGACAUGCUGACGGGAAGCCCCUGAGCUCAGAGUACACGAACUGUGAUCUGGAAAAGGCCGAUGAAACUGCCGACGCGGCUGUAUUUGCGCGUGUACUUCCCGAUCCGAACCUCACUAAAGCUCAUAUUGCUAUUAGUUAUCUAUUCAAUGCCGAGGACGGAUCAAAGACACGACGUAACUUUACUGUUGUCAUUGUGGAGGACUGGGCAAGGGAGAGACCGCCUCAUAACUUUACCGUGGUGCCGACUGAAGUUUCGUAA
This is a messenger RNA of Daldinia loculata, 580 nucleotides long. RefSeq lists its product as uncharacterized. The record is from RefSeq and is a predicted model, not a curated record. The coding region runs from base 68 to 580 and encodes 170 amino acids. The transcript is spliced from 4 exons. Lineage: Eukaryota; Fungi; Ascomycota; Sordariomycetes; Xylariales; Hypoxylaceae.